AUUAAAAUGGAUAUUGAUAGAACAUCUAUCUGUAAAUUCUAUUUUCGUUUGGGAUUUGAGUACAAAUACAUCUUAAGGUUCCUCGCUGAACAACAUGGGAUUGUCAUUAGUAUGAGAACAUUAAAGAGGACACUAAAAGGGGCCGGAUUAAGGCGACGAAAGUCAAAGACAGAUGUAUUGGAAGCAGCGCUCUUCAUACAAGACAAGAUUUCGAGUGGUGCUGAUUACGGAUACCGCUGGAUGCACCUUCAGUGCACCCAGAGUGGACUAAAUGUUCCUCGUGAUACAGUUGAAUUGAUGAUGAAGCUUCUUGAUCCUGUUGGCGUUAAGAUGCGUUCAAAGAAAAGAUUAAGGCGGAGACAUUAUUUUGCCAGGGGCCCUGAUUUCGUGUGGCAUCUGGAUUCGUAUGAUAAAUUAAAACGGUAUGGUCUCUUCAUAAAUGGCUGCCUUGAUGGAUUCUCGAGACAGAUUAUUUGGCUAAAUGCAUAUUCAACCAGUAGUAAUCCCAGAAUUAUUGCAGGCUACUAUAUGGAGGCUGUUAGCAAGAUAAAAGGGUGUCCUUCUCGAGUACGAGGAGACCAUGGAACAGAAAAUGGUCAUGUAGCAGCUUUUCAAAACUUUCUAGCUGAAAGAGAAAGUUUUAUUUACGGACCAAGCACAGGAAAUCAAAGAAUAGAGAGUUUUUGGUACAUUUUGAGACGCCAGUGCUGUCAGGUUUGGAUUGAAAAGCUCGGUGUCUUGGUAGAUGAUGGUCUAUAUAAUGGCGAUCUUCUUGAUAAGAAUUUGAUACAGUAUUGUUGCAUGUCUGUACUUCAGAACGAAUUGAAUGACGUGAUGACAACCUGGAAUAUACAUCAGAUUCGCCCUACAAAAAACCAGAAUUGUCCACAUGGCAGACCUAUGAUAAUGUAUAUGAUUCCGACUUCAUAUGAAACUCGAAGUUACAGAAUCGAAGUGGAUCAAGAUAAAGUUGAUGUCUGUAAAACUGAAUGUAUUUUUCGGCAAGAUCAAAUUUGUGAUGAAGACAUAUGGGAUCUAUGUGGAAUUUACAUGAAGGAAAACGCUCUGUCAUUACCAACCAGCCUUGAUACAGCAAUUGCACUGUACAAAAUCCUGAGGGAUUUAUUUCAUGAAGAUAUCUAGCUGAUACAAUGUGAAUGUGAACACCAUGACUGACUUAACCACAUGAUGAUAUUGAUAUUCGUUCUGUUUCAACAUGUAAAAUUUUAAAAUAAGCCUUGAAAAUCAGACUUAUACUCAGUGAAAUCAAUAUAGUGUUUUUUAAAACCAAAAAAUAAUACAAUACUACAACACUUUUUGCAGUCUCCAGAUAGUUUAUGUUUUGUUUUGUGUUGAAAAAAAGUUGAAUGAGGCAAAUGCAAUUAUUUGAAGGAUUCA
Messenger RNA from Mytilus californianus (California mussel), 1398 nucleotides. RefSeq lists its product as uncharacterized. The transcript has 2 exons. Lineage: Eukaryota; Metazoa; Mollusca; Bivalvia; Mytilida; Mytilidae. The coding region runs from base 7 to 1143 and encodes 378 amino acids. The record is from RefSeq and is a predicted model, not a curated record.